AUGACGCCCGUCCACUCCCCACACCACUCAGUUACCUCGUCUGCCUCCUCCCGGACUCCCGUCCACGUCCUCACCAUCCACGAGUAUCGCAAGCAGCAACACACGCCUACGCUAUCGCGAACAGGUACACCGUCAGGCAAGACUCUUCGGAGGAAACCUGCGGCACUUGCCUUGAACGAUAUCGAACGCGCACCAUCGGUAUCGCAUUCGACACGGUCAGACUCAGGUCCACCAUUGCGUCCUCUUCACUUUUCGCAGUCGGCAUACCAACUCAACUCGAUUGCUCCGCCGCCCCAGCAACCAACACUGCUCGAACUAUCGCUUCGGUCGCAGUCAGCUGAGCCUCGCGUGCAGACGGGCAGUAUAUCCAGCAUAUCCACUGGAAACUCGUCUAGCAAGAUGGCGCCCAAACGAGCCGUUUACGGCGAUUUCCGCGCAGCGCAUGCAGGUAUUCUGCGACGUCCUGAAGAUGAGCCAGAGCAGUCGCAUAUGGAGCUUCCGCUUGAACCGUCACCUGCUGCCCUCAGUCCCAACUCCUCGUCUUAUACAUCGCCUCCGUACAGCCCCGAAUCAGUCAGUGCGCCCUCUCCGCUGACCAUCAAGCCGCCUGCUCGCGAGUCGCGUUUCUCCCUCAAAGGAUUGACUCGCACCUUGACGAAGAAGCUCACCAAGACUCCGUCGGCGUUACAGGGCGAGGAGUUGCAGGAGAUGCGUAGCGAAAACGUGAGCAAGGCAUCAAUCAGCAUGGAAGGAGAAUUCCCGCGCCCUCUACACCAGACCUAUAUCACAACCCCCGAAACAUCAUACUUCCCGGUCGGACCAAUGUCGCCAGCCACGCCCAGCAGCCCCCUGUCACCUGAAGGCUUUCAUGCCUUUACACCGGCGUUCCCACAAGCCUUUUCUCCUGGACAGAACGAAGCGGAGGCAUCGCGAGGUCAAUCCGCUGGACUCUAUCAGACGGAUUCGCUAGCAUCCAUGCUGCCGGAUGAGCACUCGACGGAGAUCGGACGAUUAGAUGAGUCUCAUCUACCUUACUCUACUGAAGGCGGUUUUUCGAAGCCCUACUACGACGAUCUUGAUUCGAUCUACCCCAGUUCGUCCAUCUACACCGCAGAUGGUCAUCGGAAGUCCAUGUAUCAGCAGGGACUCCAGAGCGACCGGAACAGCAGUGGCAACCCGUUCGCUCGGCUUAGUGGAAUAAACGCAAGCGACUUUGCCAAUGAGUACAAUCCUAACAGCUCGUACGAUUAUGGCGACUCUAAUCGAAUGAGUCGGCAAUUGUCACGUCCAUUCGCGCAGGACAUGUACCACCCUUCGGUCGAAGAACGUGAUCCCAAGACAGACACCAUCAGCAAACUCAUCGAUGAAUAUAGCCCGCAUGAUGCUGCAAAUGCGCCCAUGGCCACUCAUUAUGAAGGCAAAGGAAAGGGGGUUCAACAAACUGGUUCAGGUUCAAGGCGGCCUCCGAUUACCCAGCACCCAGGUUCACCCCCUCGUGAAGCGGCUCCUCUUGCACCGGCCUUUGAGUACGAUGAAGCACCUUUCGUUCCUCCACGUCUACCAAUGUCUGGUAUGUUCUCCGAUGAAUCACGCUACUCAUACGGAGAUACUCGAAAUCUGCUCCGCAUCUCGGAGUCAGAUGUCUCGUUUCAGCCUGCUAUGAAAGGCACUCUGGAGCCAUCUUCAUCGUACUCUCAACCAGAAGCCAGGACUCUCGAGCCUUCGUCUUCUUACUCUCAAGGGGACAACCCGCAGAGUCCGCAUACGCCUAGAGAGGCUCUCGAACAGGCCGAGCAGAUUUUCCAAGACACGGCCAACAAGCAUCAGGAUGACCGUAAGAUCCCCGCGAUGUGGGCUAGACGCAACUCGGCCAGCCUAAUGCUAAGUAAAUCAGCCACAAACAGGUCAUCUGGUGUUCCCGAGGAGUUCGACACACCUCUUGGUGGCGGAGACGCAGCUAUUACCGGAGAUAAAGCGGAUUGGGAGACGGUCGGCGGCAACAGUCGCGAUUCGAAAGGCCACGAGUCUCUUCUUAGCAGUAUUGCAGACUAUAGCAGCAGUGAGGGUACCCGGAACAGUCUUGGCCUAAACUCGGAUGGCUCCCUUCCUUCCUGGGCGAAGCUAGCUCAAUCACCGGCUCGUUCGACCUACUACAACCACCCUAGUCCUUCACGCACUCAAAACCCUCAACUGUUCGGCUCGUCGCCACCACAGUUGAGAGCUCAAGCAAGUGUCCGUACCGCACCCGAUACUUCAUCUCCUCCCUUGGCCACUAGCCCUCCAGCGUCGCGGACAGCACCCUUGUUCCAGUUCGCUACUCAACCUGAGGACGUUCGGGGGCGCGGUGCCGUCGAUCAGCCAUAUGCUUACGCUCCCUGGGCGGACCCAUACGCCUUCAGUGACAAAGAGACGCAAGAACUGCUAGCUUCUGGCCCUAAUGAUAACAUCAUUAUCGAUGAGCAGCGCGCUUCGUCUGUGGGUCAGUCACAAGGACAUUACCGGUGUAGAAGCGAUGAUAGUACUCUACCGACUUCAAGUACCGCUGAUGAGAGCGUUUUCGACAACAGUCCUAUUGGUCUCGAGCGCCAAAACACAUUUGAGAAGCUCUCCUAUGUUGGGCCUAAGGGCAACCUCACUGGUACUCCUCGCGGUACUGGCAUGCAUGAGACAGGUAGCAGUGUCGCAGAUACUAGCAGUCCUGGUGUGAAGCUCAGCUCGAGCGUCGGUCGCCAGAGCGUUCGUUCAGACUACACCGGGUUCUACGCUUCGCCCUUCCCAGCUACAGGCAGCGUGACUCGCAUCAGCCAGUCCCGACCAGUCUACAAGCCGAGUCCCGAGCAUCGAACACCAUCAGAAGCUAGUCUAUUCUCACAGACGCCAGAACUGGAAACUGUUCAAGAGACCUCUCCAAACCCUGGUGCUCGCAAGCACCUCCGUAACUCUACCACGUUCCUGCGUCAACAACGCCGCACGAGCCGCUCUGCCGUACCCGGUCAGACGAAACUGCGGCAGAUGUUCCUUGCGCCUGAAGCUGCUCGAUCGACCAUCUCGACUCAAGACACGCACAUCACGCGCUUCGUGGCCCACAGUGAUCGUCCCUCUACCAGCGACACUACCACGCCUCUUCGUCCCACACACCCUAGCCUAGACAUCUACCCCGCGCCGGUCCGGACCAACAUUGCCCACCAGCACUCACCUCACCUUCUCUGUGUGGAGCGGGAGCCCAACCCAGAAGAUGAGGCACGCCGCCGCAAGCUAUCAUGGUGCAUCCUCAUGGCCUUCUGUCUCCUGCCGCCCUGCAUCAUCCUCUUCCGUUUCAUAGGAGACAAGGUCAUCGCCGAGCUUACCAAAGGCCAUCUGGGCCACGUCACGCCACAGUCUAAGCGAACGGCGCUCAUUGCUGGUAUCGUCGUUAAUGUUGGCCUUGUCACUGCAAUCUUGGUUCCGGUCUUGGUCGCGCAGGCUCUGAAAGCUGCUUGA
Messenger RNA from Alternaria conjuncta, 3480 nucleotides. RefSeq lists its product as uncharacterized. The record is from RefSeq and is a predicted model, not a curated record. Lineage: Eukaryota; Fungi; Ascomycota; Dothideomycetes; Pleosporales; Pleosporaceae. The transcript is spliced from 2 exons. Bases 1 to 3480 code for a protein of 1159 amino acids.